UCUCCAAGGACACAAUUCAGAGGAGGAGGAGGAGGAGGAGGAGGAGGAGCUGGCUGCUCUUCUAAAGUGCUUCUGUCAGUGAGCCAGACGCCUUCCUGCCCUGUCACAGACACACAGCCAGGCAACAGCAGCAGCACAGGCUCAGCACACACCAAACAGCAGGACCCUGCCCCAAGCACAGACUCAUCCCUACAGGCUGUAUUAGCCCACGGACUACUGACAGUGAGCCUUGUCCCAAGCCCCUACUGCUCUGCUGCACUUUCAAUGAAGAGGCGUAGAAUUCUGCAUCACUUUUCCACUCUGGUUGUGUGUGCAUUUUUCCUGCUUGGAAUUUUGAAACUUCUGCAAAGUGACCCAGACCCCGCUUAUGUUUUGGAUCCGAACCUAUUGAUUUCACAGUCUGUCCGCAGCCGGAGCUUCAUCACAAAGGAGCCUCAUGGAGAAAUUAACUGCACCGCCAUAUUUGAGCUGGAGCCAGUUGAAAUUGGGAAAAGUUUAGAAAUACGGAGAAAGCAUAUCGUGGACAUUAAAGAUGAGGACGUUAUUGCAAUGACAGAUGACUGUGAGGCCUAUAAGUAUCAAAGACAGUUUGACCUGAAACCUCUUUCAUCAGAAGAAAAAGACUUCUCCAUAGCCUACUCCUUGGUCGUUCAUAAGGACGCUAUAAGCGUGGAAAGACUUCUCCAUACAAUCUACAGUCCAGCGAAUAUUUAUUGCAUUCACUAUGACCAGAAAUCAAUGCCAGCUUUUAAAAAGGCUAUGGCAAAUCUGGCCAAAUGUCUCCCCAAUGUAUUUAUUGCCUCCAAACUUGAAAAUGUGAUCUAUGCUCACAUUACCAGGCUACAAGCAGAUCUGAAUUGUUUAUCAGACUUGCUGAAGUCCCCUGUGCAAUGGAAAUAUGUCAUUAACUUGUGUGGACAAGACAUGCCAUUAAAGUCAAAUUACGAGCUAGUGGCCGAAUUGAAGAAGCUAAAUGGGCACAAUAUGCUUGAGACAUCUAGACCCUCCGACAUUAAAAAGAAACGCCAUACUUUUCACCAUGAGGUGCAGAACGUGGAAUUUUAUUACAAACAGAUGCCCGUCAGAACUUCUGUUACUAAGGAGCCCCCACCGGGCAAUCUUGAGAUCUUUAUUGGAAGUGCCUACUUUGUUUUAAGCCAUUCGUUUGUAAGUUAUAUUUUUGGUAGCCCCUUGGUUAAAGAAUUUUUAGCUUGGUCAGAAGACACCUAUUCCCCAGAUGAACAUUUCUGGGCGACCCUGGUACGUAUGCCAGGGGUCCCCGGUGAAAUCCCAAGGUCUCAGAAGCACAUGACAGACCUUGAUAGCAAAACUCGACUUGUGAAGUGGUCGUAUCUUGAAGGAAGCCUUUACCCCCCAUGCACUGGAAUGCACGUCCGCAGCGUGUGCAUUUAUGGCGCCGGCGAACUGCGCUGGCUUAUGAAUUAUGGUCAUUGGUUUGCCAAUAAAUUUGACCCCAAAGUAGAUCCUACUCUGAUAAAGUGCUUAAUUGAAAAACUUGAGGAAAAACAAAGAGAUUGGGUAAACAUGUCCUAGACAGACAUUAACUGAAUUUAAUUGUGUAGCUGAUGUGGACAGUACUUGUUUGUCUUUGCCACCAUCUCUGCCUGCUUUCAAAGUGCAAUUUCUACCAAAGUCACUUACGUGUACCAGGGUAAAGCUGCAUGUGGAAAAUUAGCCACAGUUCUGGUCAGAGUUCUCAAUGCUAAAUGUUCUGAUAACCCUACACAAACAAAGUGUAAAGAGCUUUUAUUACAGCCAGGGACACACUGAAGGCCAGAACAUUGAUCACUCAGUAAUACACCUCUCACGCUCAUUUUCCAGAAGAAGGUUUUGUUAAAAACCAUUAAAGAGUGUUUUCUCCUAUAGAGAGAGACCCAUCAACUUCUGAAGGGCAGAACAUUGAUCUCUCAGUGAUACGCCUCUCGCAUUCAUUUUCUACAUUAAGUUAAAUGGUAACUUGUACACUUUAAUGAAAGGGGAUGUCUGGUUGUCACUCUUGAAACAAUGUAGCAGUCAGUCAAUUCUCUGUUGAUCAGGUGACUUCUUCUGCGUUGUUCGAGGAGCCAGAACCAGCAGCACGGAGAAUAUAUAUACAACCGGAUGGAUACGGCUUUUAAUUGAAACUGUGUUUACAAAUAACUUCAAAACUAUUCAUGUAUCAAGCUGCUUAGAAUUACAAAGAUUUAUUUAAACUUUAUUUUAAUUGAUCUUAGAUUUUUAAUUGUAUUUUCUUCUCUUUGUUUGAGAGGGUGGAGCAUUUCUGUCCAGAAUUUUUUACCGAAUUUAAUGUUUGAACGAUCGAAUAAAAAUCGUUCGAUCAAGCGAUUAAAUCGUUCGAUUCGAACGAUUUUUAGCGAUUUAUCGAACGAUUUUUAUUCGACCAAACAAAACUUAGAAAAGUGCUCUGGAAGGUCCACAUAGGCUCACAUUGCACUUUGGCGAAGUAUGAAGUCAUUUGAGAAUAGAGCAGGGUAUUCAUUUGAGAUUUAGCUUGACCAUUUGCAUUUGCUUACAUUAAUAAGGUGCCUUGUAAUUAAAGCUGGCCAUACAUUUAAAGAUCUGCUCCCCAGGGCCAAUGAUCAGGUCAUUUUGCAGGUCUAUGGGCCAAAUAAAUACCAGGUUGAUUUUUGGCCAGUUAUUGGUUGGGCAGGAAUUCCCAAGCACCCAAUACUUGGGUCAGUAAUCUGUCUAGCUUUAUAUGACCAGUAAGUACAAAAAAAGUAAAUAAAUGAAUAUAUACCAGUUGACAAAUUUUAUCCAUAUGAUGGUGCUGUAUAGUCUGGUAGAAAGAAGGUUUCAUCAUCAGCAAAGGGUUUAAUUCCUUAUUAUAAGGACUGUCAAGUUAAUGGAAUGGGGUUGAGUGAUUUAUUGGGUUGGAUGCAGGGUUGCUUCCUUUUCUGGGGCUGGAAACUGGGCAGGACGGAUGAUGUCGGAGCCAGGGCAGGGCAGGACCAGUGACAUCAGGGGGCAGGGCUGGUGAUAUUGGGGGCAGGGCUGCUGACGUGGCGAUCAGUGAUUGGCUGCCCGACAUAUCAUUAUUUUCAAUGUCCUGUCUGGAUUUCCUACUUUCUGGACAGGAAGGUUUCAUCUGGACAACACUUCCAAAUACUGGGCUGUCCGGGUGAAAUUCAGACAGUUGGCAACCCUAGUUGAAUGGGUUCCUUUUAAGGGCUAAUAUAGUUUUGAUUGAAAAAUAAUAGAAGCGAGUCCUCUGUACAUGAAUAAAUUCCCUUCCAGUAAGCAAGCUCUUGGGUUCCAUUAAUCGCUAACGUGAGGAAUUUGUCAUUCAAAUGAUAGUUUUCUUAUUUUGUGCCUGAAAAAAAAUUAGGUUACUGGGGUAAUUGCACUGGCACAGUUUAGCAUCUGUGACUAUAAAUCAGCCCCUAUUUAUAUGUAUUUAUAUGUAUUUUAUGUAAAUGGAACAGUCCUGUUAUGCUGUCUUUAUACCAAAGUAACCUUGGGCAUUGGUCACAAAUCCUUACUUCAACCUUAGGGUUACAUGACUAUAGCCUCUGAAGCCAAACAACUCAUCUACUGGCAAUACAGCAGGGAUGCAAAAAAAAAAAAAUAUAUAUAUAUAUACAGUAUAUACACACACACACAUAUAUAUAUAUAUAUAUAUAUAUAUAUAUAUAUAUAUAUAUAUAUAUAUAUAUAUAUAUAUACAGUCAUAUUGAGUAGCACAGCCUGUGUUUGUAUACAAUUUGUGUAGACAGAGACCAAUGCUUGGACUAUAUAGAAGCCUGUUUAAUGACAAAGCCAAUGUUAUUUGCUGGUGCAGUAGGUUAAGAUAAUGUUGACACUGAAAAAAUGAGGAUUUUAUUGCCUGAACUAAUGUCAGUGAUAGAAUAUAGUUACACAAGCCCAUACAAUAUAAACAUGCCAUAUAUCCAGUGGCCCAGACCUGUUUUUUUGUUUAUUUUUGCAGCUGGCAUUUUAUUAUGUAUGUGACUGCUGUUGGCACAUCAAACAGGCCCAGACUGGAAAUAUGUGGGUUCUGGCAAAUGCCAGAGGGGCUGCUGUAAGUUCCAUGUACACUCACUAGUUAUUGGGCUGGUGGGAGCUGAGCCUCUGUGUAUCAGAAAUGCCAGGGCAUAUUGUGAAUUCCAGCCCUUUCAUAUUUCCACCAGAAGCCUUUAUAAACUCUAUACAAUGUUGGGGUUUUCUUGAUCUAAUUGUGGGCCCUGGAUAUCAGGUUCUCUUGUCCAACCCUAAUUGCAGUGUAUUUGUGAGCUGCUCCAGGCAUUACAUA
Xenopus laevis (African clawed frog) is the source of this 4273-nucleotide messenger RNA. RefSeq names its product beta-1,3-galactosyl-O-glycosyl-glycoprotein beta-1,6-N-acetylglucosaminyltransferase 4 (gene gcnt4.S). NCBI's taxonomy places the organism in Eukaryota, Metazoa, Chordata, Amphibia, Anura, Pipidae. The record is from RefSeq and is a predicted model, not a curated record. The transcript is spliced from 3 exons. The coding region runs from base 265 to 1554 and encodes 429 amino acids.